AUGGGAAGAAGCCUUCCCGGAUCAAGCUCUAUAAAGUUUCAUGAGCCCGGCAUUUCGUCGAACAGGAUGGCUCGCCUGGCCCUCCCCAUCAAGCUCUUCGCCCGAUGGCUGUUGCCCUUCUCCGGCGGCACAGCUUCGAUCGGCUCCUCGGACUGUGCGAUUUGCCUUUGCAGGAUGGAGCGUGGUGAGGAGACGCGAGAGCUCAGAUGCCGACAUCCGUUCCACAAGUCCUGCCUCGACAAGUGGCUGGAGCAACCGGGGAGGUGUUGUCCGGUUUGUCGGGAGGAUGCUGGUGCAGGUGAGAAGGCGUCAGAGAGCAGGAAAAGAGCUGAGCUGCGGGAUGGUGGCGUCAUCGUCUUCUUUCCCUGGGAGGAGGAGGACUUCCGCAGUGAUGCGUGGUGGAUAAGGUAG
This is a messenger RNA of Musa acuminata AAA Group (dessert banana), 411 nucleotides long. RefSeq names its product E3 ubiquitin-protein ligase RHA2A-like. Bases 1 to 411 code for a protein of 136 amino acids. The record is from RefSeq and is a predicted model, not a curated record. The transcript has a single exon. Lineage: Eukaryota; Viridiplantae; Streptophyta; Magnoliopsida; Zingiberales; Musaceae.